Molecule: messenger RNA, 1004 nt
Organism: Sitophilus oryzae (rice weevil)
Lineage: Eukaryota; Metazoa; Arthropoda; Insecta; Coleoptera; Curculionidae
Product: THUMP domain-containing protein 1 homolog
Exons: 1
Coding region: 97-903 (268 amino acids)
Biological process (GO): tRNA modification
Molecular function (GO): RNA binding
Source: RefSeq, a predicted model, not a curated record
UUUUGACUUUUGACAUAUUUGUCAAUUAUUAAUUAAUUAAUAAUUAAUGAUUGUAUUCAAAUUGAGUAAAUAUUUUCACUCUUUUUUAGCAAGAAAAUGAGUAAAAUAGAGAAAGUAAAAUAUAGACAACAAUAUAGCAAGAAAAGUUCAAGAAGGCGUUACAAUUUGGAUGUAAACCAAAAAGGAUUCUUAUGCAGUUGUAAUAACAGGGAAAAAGAUUGCAUUCGAGAAGCCUACAAUAUACUAAACAAAUACGCAGAUAUUUUGUGGCCAGCUAAUAUUCCCCAGUCCACGUCUUCUCAAAAUGAGAUUGAAGACGAUUUACAGAAAGAACUUCAAGAAUUAAAAAACGACAAGAAUGAAAAGAGAUUCCAAGUUGUUGAAUCGGGAGCCAAAAACUUUCUGUUUAUAAAAACUACAGUAGAGGAUCCAGUUAAGUUAGCUGAAAGUAUUUUGAAUGAUUUAUCUGAGAACAAGAGUCAAGGAACAAAAUUCUUGCUCCGAUUGGUACCUAUUGAAGUAACAUGCAAGGCCUAUAUGAAGGACAUUGAAAAGAGCUUUGAAACACUGUGUGUUAAGUAUUUUUCUGAAAAACCCAGAACGUUUUCAAUUGUGUUUAAUCACAGAAAUAACAACUCUGUGUCUCGGGACGAUGUUAUUGAAAGUCUUGCUAACAUGGUGUCAAAAAUGGGACAGGAAAAUAAUUUAGAACAUAAAGUUGAUCUGAAAAAUGCAGAAUUGUCAAUUGUUAUAGAAAUAAUUAGAGGUUUUGCAUGCCUAGGGGUUGCGCCAAAUUUUAUUAAAUUAAAGAAGUAUAAUUUGUUAGCAUUUUGUUCUUCAGAACCUGAAUCAGAUGUUGCAGAGAAGGUUGUAGAAGUAUCGGGCAGUGAAGAAAAUAAAUAAUUUAUUAAGAUAUUUUUCACGUUUUUCUUUACCUUUUGAUGAUCCAAUUAUACUGAAAGCUAAUGUGGUUUAAUUUAUGAAAUACGAUAAAUACAAAAAGU